AUGAUGCUACGAAUAGCGAUACUCACUGACGAUGCCGACUACGAGGCCGACUACGAUGCCGACGAAACGUCUGGGAAUGUACCACGUCUACGGUCCUACUCUGGAAAUGAUAAUGCAUACAAUGGACUCCGGACUAGGAUAUGCUACGAUGACUUCUGCAAGCAUUUUACAUCCUUGGAAGUGUGCCAUUUGGGCCUAGAAAGCCUAGAAAGGGAUUCUACGGUGUACGGCAAACGGAGACUGGAUGAAGCCUUCUUUGUGGGUGAAUGGAAAAUCGGGACUUCGGCUGGGGGCUGCGCUAAAUUCAUGGGUGAGUCGAUAACUAAUCUAGAAGCAAAUCCAUGCAAAAGAAUUUUUUUCAAAAUACUCUAG
This is a messenger RNA of Protopolystoma xenopodis, 372 nucleotides long. The record is from the annotation of a GenBank genome assembly. Lineage: Eukaryota; Metazoa; Platyhelminthes; Monogenea; Polystomatidea; Polystomatidae.